Molecule: messenger RNA, 1342 nt
Organism: Beta vulgaris subsp. vulgaris (sugar beet)
Lineage: Eukaryota; Viridiplantae; Streptophyta; Magnoliopsida; Caryophyllales; Amaranthaceae
Product: TLC domain-containing protein At5g14285
Exons: 1
Coding region: 360-1130 (256 amino acids)
Cellular component (GO): membrane
Source: RefSeq, a predicted model, not a curated record
CACUUGAAGUUGAAGCAAUCACAGCAAGAAGCCAACUUGGGACUCUUAUCAUUUUUUUCAUUGAAUGAUUCUUAAGAAUCUAUCUUUUCUAUGCGCACCCUUUUCACAAACAAUCAUCCCCAUUAAUUUUAGAUGAAAGAUUACAUCUUUAUCACUUCUAUCUCACAAAUUUCCCAACUUUUUUAUGCUAAAAAUACAACAAAAAAACUCCCAAAAGUCAAAAAUUUUAGCAGUAGUGUAUUUUGUCAAAAUCAUCAUCAUUCUUCAUUCUUAUCUUUUAUACAAAAUUCUAAUCAAUUUUUUCUGUAAAAAUCAUUCAAUCUUUAAUCUUUGAUAUUUGAUAAUAGAUAUCUUACACCAUGGAAAUCAUAGCUCAAUCUUCUUACUAUGGUUUAAAACUUCCUCAGUUUUUCAUCUUCUUUGCAUUUAUUUAUGUUAUAGCACACAAAAUCUUUCAAAAUUGGGGUCCAAAACAUCGUUAUGAUGCAUGUAGUUGUCUUUUAUCCCUCUUUCAUGGAACCCCAUCAGUAAUUUUAGCCCUCUUUGCUUUAUUUUUAACAACAAACACCCAGAAUUCAGAAAAUACAAUAACAGUUUUUGCUUCAAGAAACACCCCUUUUCAAAACUUAGUGCUUGAAUUUAGCACAAGUUAUUUCAUAAUGGACCUCUUUCAUUACAUAGUUUUUAACCCAAGUGAUGUAACAUUUAUUGCCCAUCAUUUAGCCACCUUGUUUGCUCUUAGCACUUGCAGGUUUGUGGUCAAUCAUGGAGCUUUUGCUAUAUUGGUCAUCUUGGUUCUUGCUGAGGUGACUAGUCCAUUGCAGAAUGUAUGGUCUUUGGCAAGGUUAAGAAAGACCGAUUUUCGAGUUGCGAAAGAGUUGUAUGACUUGCUGUCACCUGGUUUUUACACAUUCUAUACAGUAGUUAGAGGUGUUUUUGCACCUCUGUUUGUGAUGAAGAUGGGAUUUGUGUAUGCUAGUGGAGCUGUGAAUGGUGUGAUUCCAAGAUGGGUUUGGGGUUCUUGGAUGCUUUUAACUAUAUCUGGUAUCUUUGCUAGUUUGUUGUGGAUUUUGAAUCAUUGGGUUGUGUUUUACAAAGAAGAAAUGUGCAAAAAGAAAAAGUUGAAAUGAUGUAUGGUGUCUUGAAUAGCAAGUUAUCUAUCUGAUCUUUGGUGAGUGUUGAUUUUGUGUUUGUAAAGCAUUGUGGACUAAGUUGUGGAUAGGAAGUUAUGCAAAUAUCAAAUAGUAUUUGGAAAUUAGGUUGUAUAAUUGUAUUAAAUUAGUACAUAUUAUUGGAAGUGUGUAGUGAUAAUUGCAAAAGUGAUCAUAUAUUUCUUAUCUUC